Molecule: messenger RNA, 2599 nt
Organism: Dunckerocampus dactyliophorus (ringed pipefish)
Lineage: Eukaryota; Metazoa; Chordata; Actinopteri; Syngnathiformes; Syngnathidae
Gene: pex3
Product: peroxisomal biogenesis factor 3
Exons: 12
Coding region: 165-1253 (362 amino acids)
Biological process (GO): protein import into peroxisome membrane
Cellular component (GO): peroxisomal membrane
Molecular function (GO): protein-macromolecule adaptor activity
Source: RefSeq, a predicted model, not a curated record
CUUGCUGUACAUCUUGUUGGUCUUGAGUGACAUACUUUUGACAGCUAGCAUGGGAGCAAGGAUUAGCUAAAAAACUGUUGAGCUAACAUGUUUGUAACAAACAGGGCUCAAAGAUAAAUGUACGGACUCUUUUUCUUCCGUGGUCCAUUCCUCGCUGUCCGAGGAUGUUCUCGUCUGUCUGGAAUUUUGUGAAGCGCCACAAAAGGAAAUUUAUUGUCACCGGAGCUGUAGUUGGAGGUGUGUACUUCUUGGGUAAAUAUGCCCAGUCAAAGAUCCGAGAGCUCCAAGAGAAGGAGGCAACAGAGUACAUCGCUCUGGCCAGACGUCAGUUCCACUUUGAGAGCAACCAGAGGACGUGCAACAUGACGGUUGUGUCCAUGUUGCCACCUCUGAGAGAAGCCAUCACCAACCAGCUCAACUCUGAAAGUCUCACAACCAUCCUGAAGACCAGACCGGCCAAUAAAGUGGAGAUCUGGGAAGACUUAAAAAUCAUGAGCUUCACCCGCACCAUCGUGGCUGUGUACAGCACCUGCAUGCUGGUGGUUCUGCUGAGGGUCCAGCUCAACAUCAUCGGAGGUUACCUGUACCUGGAUAACUCAGUGGGCAAGCCCCCCCUGUCUCCUCAGGCUCCCGCAGAGGUCCAGCAGCAGUACUUGUCCAGCAUUCAACAUCUUCUUGGAGACGGCUUGACGCAGCUGAUAACAGUGGUCAAGAAAGCAGUGCAGAACUCCCUGGAAGGAGUGUCCUUGAAGCAAAGUCUCAGUCUGUUGGAGUUGGAGCAGCAGCUUUGUUGGAUACGAGCGGAGGUGGAGGGCGCUUCUGAGCGGCCACUGUCCUGGUACAUGUUGGCGGACGACGAAAACGCACUCGCCGACCAGGCGUGUGGUCUGACUGAAAAUGACGUCCUAACCAUCCGCCUAUUAAAUGAGACCAGAGACAUGUUGGACAGUCCAGACUUCAGCGUUGUUUUAAACGCCUGCCUGCAGCGGGGCUUCUCUCGUCUCCUUGACAACUUGGCCGAGUUCUUCCGCCCGCCCCCCGGUGACUCCCCCUCCAGCUGCGGCCCUGACAGUCUGUCUGCCGUCAGUCUUCCGCUGGCAAAAAUCAUCCCCAUCAUCAACGGUCAGAUCAACACCAUCUGCAGCGAGACCCCAGGUCAUUUUGUUCAGGACCUGCUGAUGAACGACCACGUGAAGGAGUUUGCCGCCAACGUCUACGAGAGCUUCAGCACGCCGCAGGAGUUACAGAAGUAGACGUGACAGGAAGGAAGACCGAUCUUUUUACAUUUCCUGUGUUGGACUCGGACGGGAGCAAAGUGAAGCAGGCGGUGUGUUUUUGUUGCCCUCACACGGAGGCGGGAGGUAAGUGGGACACUCGGCCGCCAUCGUGUUUGCUUUUCCCCGACACCGCUUCCCAACUUGGACAAGCAGGAAGACGAAUGAACCAAUGAAACCAGUUAAAACAACUGGAACAAGCACAUACACACAUACAUCACAUCAUCUGGCACUUGUUAACCAGCACAGACCUCCAGCAAGUCUCCCCUGACAUCAUCAAUUGCUUUUUGACAGCGAUAAUAAAAUGGUGAAACAUGUUAAAUAGCAUUUGUCAUGUUACGUUUACACUGCUGAUAAUUGUCUAAUCUCGGUUGGAUCUGAAUCAUUACAGCUCCCUGCCCCGCAACACGUUUUUUUCUUCAAAUCAAAUCUGAUUUUUUUAAAUAUAGUGACAUGAUUUUCUAAAAUAGAUAAAAGCUGUGUUUUUACAUUUUAAAUUCUUUUACUUUGUGGAAUAGUACUUACUAGUAAUGAAAAUCCAAGUUUAUGCCUCACAAAAGUAGAUAUAUGAGAAACAAAACAAAACGCCACAGUGAUGAAGUGGAUUUAAACAUGCAGUUCUCCUUGUUGUCCAGCAGGCGUCGCACCUUCACUGGCCUUAACUGUCCUCAUGACGCUUGAAAGUAGAAAUAAAUCCCCACAAGUCCAAUUCAUCAACUAGAUGAGUCAAAUCUCGCUUUAUCUGAUUUGACUUUUUGUCUUAAAGAUUCCAAGAGACCGUUUCUGAUGACGUCAUUUAGUCGGUCUCUCCUUCUAAUUUGGGUGUCAGCUGACUGAAAGUUCUAGAAGUCCAUCAUGUUCCAUGUGUGGCUUAAUAAAACAAUCCUCUUUUGGUGGUUCUCUUUUAGUUCAGUUGUGGUUCUUUCAUUCUUUGAUUGAAUAGCGAUAAAAAAUAUUCAACAAUGAAAAUGAAUGGCUGUGCUCUGCCAGCGGGCGACGCUGCUGCGUCAAUGGAUUGUAUGGGAGACGACGCUGGGAGAAAAUGCUGACUCUUGGUGACGUCACAAGUAGACACUUGUUUUUCUAUCCAUGUGACAAAUGGAAAUAUGUUAUAUGUCCUAAUUAAAAUCAGUCAUUGUGUGGAAAUCAUUUUUUUGUACUUUAUCUAACAUCAUUAUUAGUUAAGAGCUCCGCCAUGACAAUGGCUGGCACGUGGUCAGCUCUCAGUCACCUAAUUGAAUAUUCCAUUUGACAGUUUUUUCCAUGCAGGAAAUUCCCGCUACCCGUUGACCCGCUUUCUUCCCAACACGUGCCAGUCAUCAUGA